Messenger RNA from Phragmites australis (common reed), 2617 nucleotides. Its product is annotated as probable acyl-activating enzyme 17, peroxisomal. The record is from RefSeq and is a predicted model, not a curated record. The transcript has 14 exons. NCBI's taxonomy places the organism in Eukaryota, Viridiplantae, Streptophyta, Magnoliopsida, Poales, Poaceae. The coding region runs from base 194 to 2371 and encodes 725 amino acids.
AACUGCAUGUUGAUCCGACAAGAACAUCUCCAUCUCAUCUCGGCUGUCCCCAUUGUUAGUUUGCUCGCAGUUUGGUACACCUGCCCGAGUUCUUCCUCUCCUACUUCCCGCAUCUACCCGGAACAGCCGCAGCGGCAGCGGCGGCACAGCUCGCGCACGAAGCCGCGAACCCACGCGCACGGCACGGCACGGCAUGGCCGCCGCGGCGCACAAGCCCCUGGGCGCGAUCACCGCCGCCGACCUCGCCGCCGUGGCGCCCGGGUCGGACGCCGCCGCGCUCCACACAGCGCUCCGGUGCGCGCUCGACUCCCACGGCAGCGCCGGCGCCGGCGCCGUGUGGGGGGAGCUCUGCCGGUUCGUGCUCCGCCCGGACGUCCCCUUCGCCAUCCACCGGAUGGUGUACUACGGCUGCUUCGCCGAGUUCCCCUCCCCCACGCCGCCCGCCUGGACCCCCGAUCCCGAGGCGGCUUCCCUGACCAAUGUCGGCCGCGUCCUGGAGGCACGGGGGAAGGAGCUAAUCGGCGAGGCGUACAAGGAUCCCAUCACCAGCUUCCCUGACCUCCACAAGUUCUCCAACGAGAACCCAGAGGUGUACUGGAAGACGGUGUUCGAUGAGAUGGGUGUUGAAUUCAAUGCGGAGCCAUCAUGCAUCUUGAAAGAGAGUGGUGCGUAUCCUGGUGGUGAGUGGUUACCGGACGCUGUGCUGAAUGCCGCUGCGAAUUGCCUGAGUGCUAAACCCGGGAGGAGCUCCGAUGAUGCUGCCAUAGUGUGGAGGGAUGAGGGGAAGGAUUCUGAGCCUCUUAACUUUGUUACUCUUGAGGAAUUGAGGAAGAAAGUUUGCCUAGUGGCGAAUGCGCUUGAUGCCCUGGACCUGCCAAAGGGAUCUGCUAUUGCCAUUGACAUGCCUAUGAAUGUGAAUGCUGUCGUGAUCUACCUUGCGAUUGUGUUAGCAGGCUAUGUGGUUGUGUCAAUUGCAGAUAGUUUUGCUGCGCCUGCAAUAUCAACAAGGUUAAAGAUAUCAGAAGCAAAGGCAAUUUUUACUCAGGAUUACAUCCUUCGUGAUGACAAGGAACUGCCAUUGUACAGUAGAGUUGUGGAGGCUAAGGCCCCUAUGGCAAUUGUGAUCCCUGUCAGGGGAUCUUUGCCAAUAAAUGAACUGCGUGUUGACGACCUAUCCUGGCAAGAUUUCCUUGGAAGGGUUAAUCAUACCAAGGCGGAAAAUUAUAUUGCAGUUGAGCAACCUGCCCACACAUUCAGCAAUAUCUUAUUUUCGUCAGGGACAACAGGGGAACCUAAGGCAAUUCCUUGGACACAUAUAACCCCCCUAAAGGCAGCUGCCGAUGGAUGGUGUCACAUGGAUAUUCGUAAAGGAGAUGUUGUUGCAUGGCCAACGAAUCUUGGUUGGAUGAUGGGUCCCUGGCUUGUUUAUGCCUCUUUACUGAAUGGAGCUUCCAUGGCUCUGUAUAAUGGCUCCCCAAAUAGUUCAGGCUUUGCAAAGUUUGUACAGGAUGCUAAGGUGACAAUGCUUGGAGUGGUACCCAGCAUUGUUCGUACAUGGAAAACAACAGAUUGUACAGCUGGAUUUGAUUGGUCAACCAUUAGAUGCUUUAGCUCAACUGGGGAGGCAUCCAGUGUGGAUGACUAUUUAUGGCUGAUGGGAAGAGCUUGCUAUAAGCCAGUAAUAGAGUACUGUGGAGGUACCGAAAUCGGUGGCGCAUUUGUUACUGGAUCCUUGCUGCAACCUCAAGCGUUGUCUGCAUUCAGUACACCUGCCAUGGGUUGUAACUUGUUCAUUCUUGACAGCAGUGGGAAUCCCUUACCACAAGAUGCCGUGGGUAUUGGUGAACUAGCACUUGAUCCAACUCUAUUUGGAUCAUCAUCAACGCUGCUAAAUGCUGAUCAUUACGACGUUUACUUCAAAGGAAUGGCAGAAAGAAAUGGCAAAGUUCUCCGUAGGCAUGGAGAUGAAUUUGAGUGCACUUCAGAUGGAUAUUAUAGGGCUCAUGGGCGUGCAGAUGACACAAUGAACCUUGGUGGCAUUAAGGUUAGUUCCAUCGAGAUUGAGAGGAUCUGCAACAGAGUAAAUGAUGCCAUCCUUGAAACAGCAGCCAUCGGGGUUCCACCUAUAGGGGGUGGCCCUGAACAAUUAACCAUAGCUGUCGUCUUCGAAGACCACAACUCGCAAGCAGAAGACUUGAACCAGCUGAAAUUAGCAUUCAACUCGGCUCUGAAAAAGCUGAACCCUCUCUUCAAGGUUUCCUCCGUCGUUGUAGUCCCCUCGCUACCUAGAACCGCCUCUAAUAAGGUCAUGAGGAGGGUCCUGCGCAAGGAGUUCACCCAGGCAACACAGGCAAAACAGUCAAAGAUCUAGAUAGUUAGAAAGAUUGUGCUGCAUCUGUACCACAUUACACAAAGUUAUACAGCAAACUGCGCAUAUCAUCGUACAUAGGCCCUUCAAAAUUCAUUUGCUUACCUCAAAAAGGGAAAUGAGCUGUAUUUAUAUUCCGAGAAAAGAAAUGACCUAUGUUUCCUGCCAUGUACAGCAAGGCUUUGUUCACUUUGAUGUGAGAUGACAGAUGAGGUACUAAUAAAACGUGAAUGCUAUCACUUGCCUGUA